Messenger RNA from Macrosiphum euphorbiae (potato aphid), 603 nucleotides. NCBI's taxonomy places the organism in Eukaryota, Metazoa, Arthropoda, Insecta, Hemiptera, Aphididae. The record is from the annotation of a GenBank genome assembly.
AUGAAAGGUCUCUUGGCACUGAGGAGAAUUCAACAUCGGCUGUACACAGAUUUCGACGCCUUAUGCCGCAUGAUACUCGGACAUGCACCUCCACCAGCACUUUCUUUUGCGAGUCCUGCGGAAACACUUAAACCGUCCACUCCGGCUCUGACAAAUGUUCAACGGCUUUUUGGAGACUCUAUUCUUUGGGCAGUGCCCAAACACAGGCGUACAGUUGAGAAAAGACUAAAACGCAAAUUUGGUUGUAUCGAUGAUUUUUAUAAAAUGCUAAUACCUCGCACAGAUUUACUCACAUGUAACCAAUGCGGUCAUAGUUAUCAGAGACGCCAUUUGUGUCCAAAUUGUUACAAGAGGGUUAAGGAUGAAACCACAGAGUUUCAGGAAGUGAUUGAAAAAGAGUUAGGCUUAGAACCUAUUGAACAGGAAGUAGUGGUUCUUUAUAAAGGAGAGAAAACCAAGCAACCAGUAGAAGAACAUUGGAAAGGUAAAAGAAUCAUUGAACUUAAAAGAGAAAAACCGUCUUGGUUCUGUAGAAACUUAUUACAAAGGACUACUAUUGGCAACUCUGAUUCAAAAGACGUACAACCAUCAGAAUUAGCUUAA